AUCUAACAUCAUUCAAAACAACUUCAAGAUCCGCCAAAGUAGCUUAACGGCCUGCAUAAACUUGGGCCGUCCAAAAUAGCAUUCGGCCUCAAAAAGCACCUUCAUCAUGGAUUCCAAACGCCGAUUUCUCAAGGGCCUGUGGAGAGGAACAGGGCAAAAACAAACCAAUGAUUCGAUUGGCAAUGGCGAGCCUGCUCCAAAGAUAGAAACCCCCAAACGAACCAUCGCUAGGUUGAUAUCCACAACCCUCGAUAGUACACCACAACCUUUGUAUCGGUUUUCUCCACGAUCCACAACGCCCACCCCAAUCAGCCAGACGCCGACCUCAAAAUCUGGAGAAACACUUUGGAGUCGGGCGUAUACGUCCUUAUUGAAGAAUAGUCCUGAUCUGAUGGAAACCUACGAAGCAUUACUUCUCGAUACUAUUCCUACUGCUUUAGACAAACACGAGCAAAUGGCGACCAUGGUUCAAAAGAAACAGGAAAUUCUGGAAUCAAAGCAAUGGACCAUCAAGAUCUCUGGAAAAUCGCUCAAAGUCAAGGAUCAGGUGAAAAGAAUUAUGGAGGCUUUUAAGAAGGUCAAAGAAUUCGGGGCAGCUCUUGCGAGUAUUGAUCCAAUACAUGCCGGUUUGCCUUGGGCUGGUGUAUCCUUUUUACUUAGUCUUGUUUCAAAUGAUUUCGAACAAAACGAAGCACUUCUCGAGGGAUUAGAAAAGCUAUCAGAUAUCAUAGCUCGAUACACCGAAGUAGAGAGUGUUUAUCUGAACACUGCCGUCGCAGGAGAUCUUGAUAUACAACUUGAGUUGAGGGUCAUCAAGCUGUAUACUUGUAUUCUCAAGUUUCAAGCGACAGCAGCAUGCUACCUUUCUUAUUCUACGCUUAAAAGGUUAAUGCGUAAUUUACCCAAGUUGGAUGAUUGGAGCAAACUUUUGACCGAAGUCACUUCCGAAGACGAAAAUUGCUACAGAUGGGUCAGUCUUCAGGAUUCGAGAGUAUUACGAAAGUUAUAUGAGCACAUAAAUCCUCUCGUCUCCAUUCAAUCCUUAAAAAUACUUCCCUCUUACUUCGAGGUUCCCACAGGUCGCAAGAUCCCUCAUUUCAUAGGCCGAGGAGAGGUGUUAGCAAGGAUUGACUCUGCGCAUUCGAGAAGCUCUUCUUCAAAGGCAGGGAUCGUGGUUUUGCGCGGCUUAGGAGGACAAGGUAAGACACAAAUCGCGCUUGAAUACUGCCAUAUAUCGAGAAACAAAUUCAAGGCCGUGUUCUGGGUCGAUGCGAGCUCUGAGAGUUCGGCUAUCCGGAGUUUUGAAACAAUCUGUGCUAAGAUCAGGGGGCCUGGAGAUGAUUAUGACAGUAGUGACACGAAAUUAGAAUUUGUCAAAACUACCAUUCGCAAGUGGGACUUCCGGUGGCUGAUCAUUUUUGACAAUUACGAUACGCCUGAUUCAUUUUCUCUUGAAGAUUACACACCCCAUAGUAUCCACGGAUCAGUUUUAGUUACUACAAGGCACAAGGAUGUUGACGCCUUAGUGGAAGACACCGCCGCAGCCAUUGAGUUGUUAGGUCUGCCCGACAAAGAAGCUCUGCAGCUCUUGUAUCGACAGAGCGGCACAGAAGAAAAUGAAGUCAACAAAAUGAAUGGACUGAAUAUUGUGAAGAGGCUUGGAUAUCAUGCGCUAGCUGUUGCUCAAGCUGCGACAUAUAUCAAAAAUUUGAAGCUUGAUUUUUCAGCCUUUGAAUCCCAUUACUCUCGACGCCGGGAAGCAAUUUUGAAGUACAAGAUCCCUAUGAACAAAUACACGAAGCUUUUGAGCGAAUUUGAAAAAGAAACGGCCUUCAAUGUAUUUACCACCUGGGAGCUGUCCUUUGACGAACUCAAAGCUCAACAUAAUUCGACAGACCUCGAGCAACUCCUGACAAUUCUUGCAUUCUUUGAUCCUCGUGAUAUCUCCGAGGAGCUUUUCUCUACAUAUUUGAGUCGUGGAUUUUGGUGGAGUUAUAAAUAUCCAGGUUUUGCCUUCUGCCAGAGAGAAGCGGGCGUGUGGGAUAGAGAUGCAUUUGCCGAUGCAUUGCAAAUUUUAGAAACGCUGUCUCUCAUACAAAGCUUUUAUGCUUCUACCGAUGGCGAAUACCAUGUAUCUCUUCAUCCUCUGGUCAAGGAUUGGAUUAGGCUUCGAACCAAAGAAGCACUCUGUGAGGAGUACACCGUCUUGGUAGCUGAAAUGAUUGCCGGUCAGGCAAAAGAAGAGCCCUGGGAUAUGGAUCUCAUUCAUCUCAAUGCACAUGAAGAGAACAUCGGAUAUAUUACUACACCAAAUGUCGUCGAAGAUUCCUAUGAUGAGUCCUCGAACAAGCGAUCUAUGUAUGAAGGUUUCUACUUGAGUGAAUAUUUAAUUUGCAGAGACCUUGGUUUGAUGAAUUAUUCUGAGAAAGCAAAAGCCAUAGGUGGACGCUUGUUUGAGCGACAAAAGAAAUUUCACUGGGAAGACACUUGGCAGAGUUCAUUCACUGUCAAGGAGAAAAUACAAGAUUUGUUGAGCGAAAUAGACAUGAAAGAAGAAGCAUUGUCAAUCUGUGAACAGCUUUACACACUACACUUGAGAAUUCAUGGAGAAGGAGAUAAGCGAACUGUUCAUAGUAUAGAGUUACUUAGUCGAAGACUCAAAGAAUUUGGCGAGCUUGAAAGAGCCUUGAGGCUACAGCGUAAAGUUCUUGAGUACAACAAAGAGAAUAGAAGCGAUGACGAUCCCAUACUCUUAAAAUCUAUGUCUGACCUGGCGAACAUACUCAUGGAACUCGGCAUCACUGAUGAAGCAGAACAGUUGUAUAGGAAGGUGAUUGACCUGCAGGUGAAACUCUCAGGAGAAGCCCAUGCUACGACUUUGGAAAGCAAGAUUAAGUUAGCAGAACUUCUGGAAAAAACGACCCAGACAGAAGAAGCAAAUAGGGUGUGCACAGAAAUCUUAAGCUUCAUGAAUAGCCGGGCCAUUCUCGACUGCUACGUCGUCAGUUUAUUGUUCAACCUGGAACCCAUACUUCAAAAUCUGCAUAGAUGUGAAGAUCGCCUGGCUUUAAGUCAUCAUGUAUUGAAGCUGGUAGAGCAAUCACCUGGACAAUAUUUUUCCGAUCUCCUUGGUGCAAUGUUUUUGGUUGCCAGGGCUUUUCAGGACUUGAUUAAAUUCGAUGAGGCUGAACAAGUUUUCAAAAAACUUUACCUCAUGUGUACAGAGAGUCUGAAGGGCGAUAAUAUUCUUUUACUUAAUGCACAGAUAAGUUAUGCCAAGAUGUUGAGGUGUCUUGGGAAAAGGGAGAAAGCAGAGGAACUGGCCAGAGAUGUACUGCAAAGGUUGAAAGAAUCGCAUGGCGAGGAAAGUAUAAAAUUUCGGAAGGCGAACAAGGCCCCGAGCUUGAGCUGGUUGCACCGAACUUGGAAAAGUUUACAAGACUUGGAUGCUUAUUAUGAGCAGGCUCUUGGGGGCCGUGAUGAUGUUACGGAUGAGGAGAGGUAUGCGGCGUGGAGAGCCUGGAAGGUGAAGGUUGGCGAAGAAGUGGUGAAUAGAUUGAGUAUGGAGAUUAAUAAGACUAAUAGUCGGCUCUCAUAAACGGCCGACUAGUUCCUAGUCGGGGAAAGCGAAUGUCCCCGGAAAGCGAAUGUCCCCGUGAGAUUUUGGGUACGAAAUACACCAAAAUCAUUCAAUUUUAUUAGAAAUCUAGUUUUAUUUUUAGUACACAACCUUCAAUUUUUGAAUAAUUUUUGAACUUUUUAUAUGAUUGUAUUCAAUAAGAUUAUAGC
Botrytis deweyae is the source of this 3789-nucleotide messenger RNA. RefSeq lists its product as uncharacterized. Lineage: Eukaryota; Fungi; Ascomycota; Leotiomycetes; Helotiales; Sclerotiniaceae. Gene Ontology annotation, molecular function: protein binding; ADP binding. The transcript is spliced from 5 exons. The record is from RefSeq and is a predicted model, not a curated record. The coding region runs from base 107 to 3598 and encodes 1163 amino acids.